AUGUCUUUAUUUUUUUCAACUUUAUAUUUUCUUAAAUAUAUUACAUUCCCUUUAAUUUUAAUUUCCACUAUUUUCUUAGAAAAGCAAAAUUUUGUUGAAGCAAAUUGUUGUGGUGGAUGUUGUUGUUGUAAGCCUUGUUGUUGUGGAUGUACCUGUGUUGGACCUUGUCAAUGUUGUAACCCUCCUUUGUUGAUUAAAUUACCGAGGUAA
This is a messenger RNA of Meloidogyne enterolobii, 210 nucleotides long. The record is from the annotation of a GenBank genome assembly. Lineage: Eukaryota; Metazoa; Nematoda; Chromadorea; Rhabditida; Meloidogynidae.